Messenger RNA from Macrosiphum euphorbiae (potato aphid), 1677 nucleotides. The record is from the annotation of a GenBank genome assembly. NCBI's taxonomy places the organism in Eukaryota, Metazoa, Arthropoda, Insecta, Hemiptera, Aphididae.
AUGGGUUUAACAGCAGCAGAAAAAAGCAGCAUUUGCAAGAAAAGGAAAACGCAGAUCAAGGCGUUAGAGCGCAUACAUGCAUAUGUAAUGUCGUUCGAUAGCAGCGCGUAUGAUAUCAGUGAAUUGGAAGCUCGAUUGGAAAGGUUAUCUGACAUCAAAGAAGCAUUUGAAAAACUUCAAAUACAAUUGGAAGAUGAAGCAGAGAACAGUGACGAAGAUGAAAUACGUGCAGCAUUUGAAGAAUCAAUGUUUACUGUUCAAGCUAAGAUCAAGAUGUUCAUACGAAAGGCAAAUGCAUUAACAACAGCUGCUACUGAGACACAUGUAAGACUUCCCAAGAUAGAAUUACCCAAGUAUGAUGGUGAUAUUAAAGAGUGGCCAAAUUUCAAAGAUCUCUUCUGUACACUAGUCCAUAAUAGUAAAACCAUAUCAACAAUUCAAAAGUUCAUGUUCCUAAAGAGUUCAUGUCCAUUAAAUGGUCAUGCGCUCAGUAUGAUUCAAUCCAUGCCAGUUACAGGCAGUAACUACCAAUCAGCAUGGCAAUCAUUAAUUGACAGGUAUGACAAUCUACAGAUCUUAGUAUCUAGUCACCUCAAAAUGAUAUGCCAAGAACCAAUUAUAAAAAAAGGAUGCACAGAUGAGUUAAGAAAGUUAAUAACUGAAUUAAAUCAAAACGUAAGGGCAUUACAAGAGUUGGGUGUACCUGUAAUACAUUGGGAUACAAUAAUUAUUUAUUUAACAAAUCGUCGAUUACCUCAAGAUUUGAGAGAAAAAUGGUGUCGAACUGCAACAAACCAGGAUCUAAAACAAGGCAAGUGGCCAACGUUUAAACAAUUUAUUGAAUUUUUGGAAACAGAGUGUUAUGCGUUAGAGUCUGCGAAGAUUGAUCAACGUAUUGUAGGACAAGUUAAACCACAGAUGCGUUCAAACAGUCAUGUAGCUACUACAAGCAACAAUUCAUACAAUAAGUGUAGUGUAUGUCAGGACACUUCACACAAAAUAUUUUACUGUCCACAAUUUCUAAAAAUGACUGUCAAGGAUAGAGCAGAAGUAGUAAAGAAGAAUAAACUAUGCUUUAAUUGCCUAAAGCCAGAAUGUCACUCAUUCAAAUGCACAAGUCGAGCAUGUCUAAAAUGCAACAAUAAACAUAACACACUACUUCACAUUGAAAAUUACAAAUCAAAUGCAAACAAACAGAAUAACAAAGGUGAAGAAAGUGAUUCAUCACCUCAAGAGCAAAAAAAUAAAAUCUCAGUUCAGUCAAAGACCACUAACAACUCAAAUGAAGAAAUCAAUGAAUCUAAUGUAAACUGUGCUAGCGUCAUACAACAACCACAUGUGCUAUUAUGGACAGCCAAGGUGCAUGUGAAGGACAUAAAUGGCAAGUUGCAAGUAUUUAGAGCAUUGUUAGACAAUGGAUCACAAUCUAAUUUUGUCACUCAACAGUGCAUAUCAGAUCUGGGAUUGACAGCGACAAGCCGUAUUACUAAAGUAAGUGGAGUAAGUGCGCUAUCAUCUUGCAGUGAAGCUGUCAUAACGUUACAAAUAAUGUCACGUACGUCAACUUUCAAACAAAAUUUAGAAUUUCUAGUAAUGAAAAAAAAUCACCAACGACUUACCUACUUCAAGUAUUCCAGUACAAGGAAUCAAAUUACCAUCUGGAUUAACUCUAGCUGA